UCGGUGCGCGCGCCGGCGCUACUUCCGCGUAGGGUGACGUAAGGAAGCGGGGGGGGUGGUGGGGGUGGGGGUGUGGGGCCGGUGCUGUACCUGUCAGCGGGGGUCGCUGGGCCCCGCCGGGGUUCCUGGGCCGGUUCCCGCCGCCGCCGCCCCCCCCCCCCCCCUCAGCCGCCAUGGAGGGCGCCGCGCUGCCCAUCCGCCGGCACCGGCGGGCGCUGGUGGAGGCCGUGAGGGAGCGGCCCUUCCUCAUCGUCACCGGCGAGACGGGCAGCGGGAAGAGCACGCAGCUGCCCAAGUACCUCUUCGAGGCAGGCCUCGCCAAGCACGGGGCCAUUGGUGUCACCCAGCCCCGGCGUGUCGCCACCGUCUCGGUGGCGCAGCGGGUGGCCGAGGAGAUGGGCUGCUCACUGGGGAGCAUCGUCGGGUACCAGGUCCGCUUUGAUGACUGCACCACUGAGGAUACUGCCAUCAAGUAUAUGACUGAUGGCUGCUUAUUGAGGCAAAUAUUGGCAGACCCUCUUCUCAGCAAGUACAGUAUCAUCAUUUUGGAUGAAGCCCAUGAGCGGAGCCUCAGCACUGAUAUUUUAUUUGGUUUGCUGAAGAAAUUAUUUCUACAGAAGAAACCACCAAACAGGAAGACGGCCAUGAAAGUGGUGGUGAUGUCAGCCACUCUGGAGGUAGACAAGCUGUCGGAGUUCUUUGGACACUGUUCAGUGCUGCAUAUUCCAGGAAGAAGUUACCCCGUCAAGGAGAUAUUCUGCAACCUGCUCAGCCCAAGGGACAUAGGCAGCUCUGCGUAUGUUACAGAGGCUGUAAAAGUGACGUUGGAUAUCCACUUAAAUGAACCAGAAGGCGACAUCUUGGUUUUCCUGACAGGUCAAAUUGAGAUAGAAAGAGCCUGUGACUUACUUUUCAAGAAAGCUGAAUCUAUUGAUUACCGGUAUGAAGUGCAUGAUCAGUCUGUUGAAGGCCUGCUUAUCUUACCAUUGUAUGGGUCAAUGUCAACAGAUCAACAGAAAAGAAUAUUUUUGCCAGCUCCCACAGGCAUUAGAAAAUGCGUGGUAUCCACAAACAUUGCUGCAACGUCUCUGACGAUUGAAGGAGUCAGAUAUGUAGUAGAUAGUGGAUUUGUGAAGCAGUUGAAUCAUAACCCCCGAGUUGGCUUGGACAUACUGGAGGUGGUUCCCAUUUCAAAGAGCGAAGCAAGGCAACGAGCAGGCCGAGCUGGCAGGACAUCAUCUGGAAAAAGCUAUCGGCUGUACAGCAGAGAAUUCUGGGAGCAAUGCAUGCCUGAUCACACAGUCCCAGAGAUCAAGAGAACCAGCCUGACCUCGGUGAUCCUGACCUUGAAGUGCCUUUCUGUGCAUGAUGUCAUAAGAUUUCCCUAUUUGGACUGUCCUGAAGAAAGGCAUAUUUUAGAAGCUCUCAAGGAACUUUACCAGUGUGAUGCUAUUGACAGGAGAGGCCAUGUGACAAGACUGGGUGAAUUCUUGGUGCAGUUUCCCCUCCCUCCCAACCUGGCCUGUGCUGUCAUAAAAGCUGCUUCUCUUGACUCCGAAGAUCUGCUGCUCCCCAUAGCAGCCAUGCUGUCUGUGGAAAAUGUCUUCAUUCGUCCAGGUGAUCCUCAGAAGCAAAAGGAGGCCGAGCUUCAACACCAGGAACUUUCCUCACAAGUGGGAGGAUGCAAUGACUUUGCAACCCUCUUAAAUAUUUUUGAACAGUGCAAAGCGAGCAAGUCUCCUUCAGCUUGGUGCCAGAAAUACUGGAUCCAUUGGAGAGCUUUAAAAUCUGCUUUUAGUGUGGAAAAACAGCUUCGGGAAAUAAUCACUAAACUGAAACAGCUGCCAGACUUCCCUAAAGAGACAUUUGAAGGCUCCAGAACUGAAAUACUAAGAAGAUGUCUGUGUGCAGGAUACUUUAUCAAUGUAGCUAGGAGAUCUGCAGCCAGGACAUUCUGCACAAUGGACGGACAUGGCAGCAUAGUCUAUAUCCAUCCUUCAUCUACACUAUAUAACCAGGAGACUCGCCUUGAGUGGAUCAUCUUCCACGAUGUCACAGUGACAUCCAAAAUCUAUGUCCGGACAGUGUGUCCUGUUCGCUAUGAAUGGGUCAAAGACUUGUUGCCCAGAUUGCAUCAAAUUGAUGCAUAUGAACUGAGCAGUGUGGCACGGGAAGAAGUAACUGAAGAGGAAAUAACCAAGUGGAAACAUAAGGAGGACCUUAAAAGGCAGUAUGGAGUCACAGACAACUCUGCAAAGAAGAUGGAGAGAAGGAAUGAUGAUCAGUCAAUACAGGAUGCCCGAGCUCGCUAUCUUGAGAGAAAGCAGCAAAGAACACAGGGUUUAAGUGGCCCAGUGACAGAAAUGGGGCAAUAGUCACAGCUGCUCUAUUCCCGCUGUGAGAAAAGACAGUUUGGUGCAGUUGUUCUGGGUAUGUUUGCAUAAUGCAAAAUGACUAACUGGAAUGAAGAAAAACUUCUGCUUUGUGGUAAGUUUGAGUGCUGAAGCAUACAAACGCAAUCUUCCUUAGCUGCAUCCAGCAAGGAAAAGUUACCAAGCUGAAUUUCAAUGCUACUUGUCACUGACAAUAGUUUAGUGCCCUCAAAUGUGGAUGAAGACAUGAUACUUGCUGUGGUGCCAAUUCUGUGGCAUUUAGUUGACUUAAAAAGGUCUUGGUGGUCUCAGUGCCAUUAUUAAUAAAAUUUUCUUAAAGGUUGUUUUUUUUAAAGGAGUGGAACUAUUGCUUUUUAUCCAUUUUAUCUGUAUGAUUGUGGCUAUACAGUCUUCAUGCUUCUGCACUGCUCAGGAAAAUGUAUAGGAAGUGCUCUUUUAAUGAUGGAAGCAUGAAGAUCUAAAUUCAAAAGGACGUUUGCCACCUGCAUUCUCUGUUGCAGACAGUGUUGUUCCUACUCUGUAUUGUGCUGUACUGUGUACAGUGAUGUUUCUGGGUGAAGAUGUCUUUGUAUGCAAAGUAUUUUGUAAAUGUUUUCACAUUCUUGCUAACAAUGCAUAAUUUUUGUCAGGGAUGACUUAGCACUGUGUGUCUUCCAUUUGGCAAAAAAAAAAAACCCAGCAGUGAAUCCACUACUCAGCCAGGUUCUAUCUUUCAGUCUGUCAGGAGGCCUGCUUUUUUCUGAGUUUGGUGAUUGUUAUUUUUAUAAUUUAUGGAUUUCAGUCUGAAGAAAGAGUGUUUCAAAUGUGUAGAGAGAAUACACAAGGAAAUUCUAGCUUCUUUUCCUCAACUCAAGUAUAUAACAGAGCAAAGAGCUGUGAUGCUGUGUCAUCAUAAAGUUUGUUUCCCUCGCGAUAAAGAGGUCACCUUAAUGCUAAAAUGUUCCAGUGGUCUAGUGUGGAGCUUGUCUUUUUUUGCUGUUUUUCAUUUGCAGUAAGUCACAUUUUGUAUAAGACAAUUUCCAAAAAACCUGGAAGAACUUACUGUCUUUUUUCAUGCCUUGGGUUUGUACACUGUGUGUCACCCUCAGUUGCUUUUCAGGUAGCUAAUGCUGUUCAAGUGACGUUGUAAGGAAGCUUUAGCGCUUGGUGUAAAAUGUUAAGCAUUCCACCUCUACUGCACAGGCUGAAGCUGAUCAUAAGCUUUCAAAAACCUCAGGCUUCUCUGGGGAGUAUGAUAAUAUUAUUCUUCAUAAAGAAGGUAGUAGGUCUGAUAAUUGUCCCUCUUUCUGUGAUUGUACCUAUUAAAAUGAAAAAGCUGAGGCUGGUCCGUGUACUUGCCAAACCUAGCGAAGAAAGUGUGAUUGCGGCUGUGGUGCACGCCGCUGGUUGCCCUGCGGGGCCGAGUGCCACCGUGCGAGGCUGUGAAGAGCUUUAACUCAAGAGACACCGUGGCUGUCAAUGGCAGGAGCAGGAGCAAGCGGUGCUGCCUGCAGCUGCCCUGCAGGUUUCUGUCACGGAGCUCCGAGCCGCAGGAGAAUUGCUGCCGCGUGCCCCUUUUCUGUGCGUACGGAGCCCAGAAGCAGCAGCGAGAUUAAUGCCUUCCUCCUUCCUAAGGGUGCACGUGAAUCAAUUACGGGUUGUGAUCAGCCUUUGUAGGAAGUGGCAUGUUUACGGUUCCUCUUUCGUUGGGCCCUUUAUCCUGAGUUCAGAUAGAAAAGGGUUUUGUUCUUUCACGCUGAUGUCCAGACGCUGCUUUUGAGAAGCCAGCCCUCUUUCUUGACUAAACCUAUAAUCUGAAACUUGCAAAAGCCCACAAAUUAUUGCUGUUUACUUUGAGAUUGUAUUUCCAAUGUCACAGCCCCUUGAAAGUCAAAUGACAUCUGCACUACACACUAGGUCUGAGAUCAGUAGCUAGAACGCCUACUCCUGCUUGGGGCUAUAUAUCUCUUGGCAGAUCCUAAUGCUUUCUUUUUUUUUUUUUUUUUACUUAGUAGCAAAAAGGGAGGGUUUUUUCCCUUAUGUUCCAGGGCUGCUCAGAGAUUUUGAAAUUGUGAAUUUAAUACAAAGUAAAAAGGGUAUGAAGAAAUAACAAUGAGAUUGCAAAACAAAAAUAAAAGAAAAGCAGGGGUCAGGUC
Messenger RNA from Tyto alba (common barn owl), 4528 nucleotides. It is a transcript of the gene DHX40, whose product is annotated as DEAH-box helicase 40. The record is from RefSeq and is a predicted model, not a curated record. Gene Ontology annotation, cellular component: intracellular anatomical structure. Bases 174 to 2375 code for a protein of 733 amino acids. NCBI's taxonomy places the organism in Eukaryota, Metazoa, Chordata, Aves, Strigiformes, Tytonidae. The transcript is spliced from 17 exons. Gene Ontology annotation, molecular function: RNA binding; ATP binding.